UUCGAAACCAACUCACAAUUAGCGAUAAAUAUUGUAAAAACAAAAGAAAAAACAUUUCCAAAACCAAAUAUGCGGAAUGGAUGGUACGAGUCAAGCAAGAUAAAGAAAUACGCUUUGAUAGGCGUCGCGUCUCUCUUCUUGGCAAUGAUCGUCUGCGCAAAGGCCGAUGAAGACAGCAGCCCGAGACGAAAAACAGCAGAGAUCCACCGUGAAAGCAAGCUUAUGAUAACAAAGACGACGGUGAGUAUUAUAUGUUCCUCCACCGAUUACAAACAAGAUUGCACCUCAAGUCUCGGGACUGUGAGUUCCCCGGAUCCUCGGAAUCUGAUCAGAGCUGCUUUCGAUCUAGCAAUCGCCUCGGUUCGGAGUGGAAUCGACAGAGGGAUGGUUGAUCUAAAGAGCAGAGCAGACGCGGAUGUGCACACGAGGAACGCACUUAAUAGUUGCCGAGAGCUUAUGGAUGAUGCAAUAGACGAUAUUCGGAAAACAAGGGAUAAGUUCAGGGGGUUUAUGUUCACUAGGCUUUCCGAUUUCAUUGAGGAUCUUCGGGUUUGGCUCAGCGGAUCGAUCACGUUCCAACAAACGUGCAUCGAUGGAUUCGAAGGUAUCGAUAGCGAGGCUGCUGCUGUUAUGGAGAGGGUCAUGAGGAAAGGACAACAUCUCACUAGCAACGGAUUAGCGAUCGCCUCUAAUCUCGACGAAUUAUUGAAGGCUUUCAGUAUUCCACUUCCAUUUCUUAAGUCAAGAAGGGACAGACUCGGCAUUUUUCGUCCCGGUAAUUCACAAGAACGACCGUCGGAUUCUUCCGAAAAUACUCUUCGAAAAAGGGAUUCUUCCGAGAGCCCUCCUAAGAAAUUGGACUCUUCCAAGAAUCAACCGUUGGAUUCUCCCAAGAAUCAACCGUUGGAUUCUUCAAAGAAUCAACCGUUAGACUCUUCCAAGGAUCCUCAAAUUUUGAAUCCUUCCGAGAAUCGUCCAUCAGAUUCUUCCAACAAUCAACAGCCGAAUCUUUCCGAGAAUCGACCAUCAGAUUCUUCUAGGAACCAACCGCUCGAUUCUUCAGAGAACCGACCGUUGGAUCAUCUUCGAGAAUUAAAUCCUCUUAGAAAAUUGGAUCCUCUUGAAAAAAUAGAUUCUCUCAAGGAUCGACACUUAUCGGAGGGAGAGUUCCCGCCUUGGGUAACACGUCAUUCACGGAGGCUGCUAGCACGAGGGAAUCGAAUCAAUGCGAACGUAGUGGUGGCAAAGGACGGGAGUGGUAAGUGCAAGACGAUCGCACAAGCAUUGGCAAUGGUACCAAUGAAGAACACAAGGAAGUUCGUGAUUCACAUAAAACAAGGUGUUUACAAGGAAAAAGUAGAGGUAACAAAGCAAAUGCUCAACGUCAUGUUCGUCGGAGAUGGACCAACAAAGACCAUUAUCACCGGAGACAUCGCCUUCUUGCCCGACCGCGUCGGCACCUACCGCACUGCCUCCGUCGCGGUGAACGGUGACUAUUUCAUGGCAAAGGACAUAGGGUUCGAGAAUACAGCCGGAGCAGCACGCCAUCAAGCGGUCGCACUCCGAGUUUCGGCGGAUUUCGCGGUGUUUUUCAACUGUCGUAUGGACGGUUACCAAGACACACUUUACGCACACACCCACCGUCAAUUUUACCGUGACUGCCGCAUCUCAGGGACCAUCGAUUUCGUCUUCGGUGAUGCCAAGGCCGUUUUCCAAAACUGUGAAUUCGUCAUCCGUCGUCCCAUGGAUAACCAGCAGUGCAUUGUUACGGCACAAGGACGAAAAGACCGGCGUGAGACGACCGGUAUCGUUAUCCACAAUAGCCGUAUAAUUGGUGAUGAAUCAUACCGUGCCGUGAAAGCCAAGAACAGGGCGUUUUUAGGACGACCAUGGAAGGAGUACUCGAGGACGAUUAUAAUGAACACGGAGAUUGAUGAUGUGAUAGAUCCAGAAGGUUGGUUGAAGUGGAACGAGACGUUCGCUCUCAACACGUUGUUCUACACUGAGUAUCGAAACAGAGGUCGUGGUUCGGGUCAGGCCCGCCGGGUCAGGUGGAGAGGUAUCCGACGGAUCUCCGAUAGAGACGCCAGGGAGUUUUCUCCCGGGAAUUUCCUACGUGGCAACGCGUGGAUCCCACAGACGCGCGUACCGUACAAUGCCAAUUGAAGGCAUGUCUCUUUAUCGUCUCAUCUUCUUUUUUAAAGAAAUGCUCUUUGUAAACUGUGUAUAUAAAAAUCCGGCGAGGAUGAGGAUUUGUAUAUAGUUUUUUUUGUUUUGUAGGUGUAACUAUUUUUGAUAAAAUUUUCUAAUACGUAAUGUGAUGGAUAUUUUUAGUUAUUUCUUUUAUAUAC
Molecule: messenger RNA, 2351 nt
Organism: Thlaspi arvense
Lineage: Eukaryota; Viridiplantae; Streptophyta; Magnoliopsida; Brassicales; Brassicaceae
Source: the annotation of a GenBank genome assembly